Molecule: messenger RNA, 453 nt
Organism: Striga asiatica
Lineage: Eukaryota; Viridiplantae; Streptophyta; Magnoliopsida; Lamiales; Orobanchaceae
Source: the annotation of a GenBank genome assembly
AUGGCCGUCACGGGGCGGAGAUUGCCGGCGAUUCUGACCGAAGGAGGACCGCCGUCCGAUGCCGCCGGAGUCCACCAAUGUGACGGGGAAGCCAAUCGGCGAGAAGCCAACCACCUAGAAACUCCCUCCUUAGCGCCGCCCAUUGCCGCCUAUCACCACCAUAGCGCCGCCCGUCUGAAACUCCGACCAUCUCCGCACUUUCGGAAUUUAGAUCGAACCUCCCCAGCUCCGCCAUCUGCCCACCCGUCGCCGUUCAAAAUUUCAACCACCUUCUCCCAGCCGCACCUCCGCCCAUCUCCGUCCAUUCGAAGAAUCAGCCGCACCUUCGCCGUUCAAAGGUUCAGCCGCACCUCCGCCCAUCUCUGUCCGUUCCAAAGUACGGCCGCCACCUCUGCCCGUUCAGAGUGCCACAAUCGACGGCGUUCAACAGCCAUUGAGAUGAAUAAUUCCUAA